Molecule: messenger RNA, 1723 nt
Organism: Oryza brachyantha (malo sina)
Lineage: Eukaryota; Viridiplantae; Streptophyta; Magnoliopsida; Poales; Poaceae
Product: F-box/FBD/LRR-repeat protein At5g53840-like
Exons: 3
Coding region: 1-1500 (499 amino acids)
Molecular function (GO): protein binding
Source: RefSeq, a predicted model, not a curated record
AUGGCUCCUCAGCGCGAGUCCAAGAGGCGCCGCAGCCGCUGUGGGUUCCCCAAGAAGGGCCAUGUCUGCGCUGCCGCCGACGCUGAUGGUGGUGGCGCCGGCUCGCAGCUGCCCUCCCCGGAGGCGGAGAAGAAGACCAAGGUCGACGGAGCAGCCGCAAGCCAAGAUCCGCCGCAGACAGACAAGAUCAGCGCGCUCCCCGACGACGUCCUCCGCAGCAUCAUCUCCUUCCUCCCGACGGUAGAUGCCGCCCAGACGCAGGCGCUCUCCACCAGAUGGCGCCCCCUGUGGCGCUACGCGCCCCUAAACCUCGACGACGGUGAGCUCAACCUCUCGGAGGACAUCAUCCCGGGCGCGAUCUCGACGAUCCUCUCCGCGCACCAUGGCCCCAUCUGGCGCUUCUCCGUCACCAAGCUCGCCCGCGUCAACGAGUUCCUCGGCGAUAUAGUCUCCGCCCUGGAAGCCAUGCUGCGGCACCAGACGAUCAGCAGCCUCAGCGAGCUCCGUCUCCACUACAGGCCGAGCACGACGGCGCCGGACCCGCUUCCGCCCGCCGCGCUGAGGUUCUCGCUCCUCCGGGUCGCGAGCUUCGGCCACUGCAGCCUACCCGACGGCGACGGCGCCAUCGGGCCCGGGGGCGUCGUCUUCCCGAAUCUGCAGGAGCUCACGCUGCUGGACAUCUCCAACUCGGAGGCCACCCUCCACGCCAUCGUCUCGGCGUGCCCUGCGAUCAGGAGCUUGCUGCUGUGCGACAACGACGCGUUCCGCCACGUGCAGGUCAGAUCCGGGACACUGGUAAGCCUCGGGUUGUGCUCGCGGAGCUCGCAGUUGGAAGAACUCGUCAUCGAGGACACUCCCAACCUGGAGAGGCUGCUCAUGUUCAGAUCACCUCGCAAGCUACCUAGGGUUGUUCGUGUGAUCUCUGCACCCAAACUUGAGGUUCUUGGCUGCCUCUCCAAUGGUGUCACUGAACAAGAGUUUGGAAUGACUUAUAUUAUGCCGCAAACACUCAUGGUCGAUUCGAUUGCAAUGCUGCGCACCGUGAAGAUCCUGGCAUUUAGAAUUGAUGAGACUAGCCUAACUGCAGCCAUCCAUGUCCUCAGAUGCUUUCCGUGCUUGCAGAAGCUUGAUAUUACGCUGGCCGAAGGAUUAUUUUAUCCACAGAUAGAUCAUAAUGGUGCUAUACACAACACUGCUACUGUUGAAUGUCUGGACUUCCAUCUCAAAAAAAUGGUGCUAAGAAAUUAUAGAUGCAAGAAAUCAUAUGCUGCCUUUGCAAAAUUCUUUGUUAUGAAGGCAAGAGUGCUCGAGCUACUGACAAUUCGGACUUGUGUGGGAUUGAACAAAAGGUGGCUGUCUAGUCACCGCAAGCUACUCUACUCAAGGAAGAAGGUUUCUGCAAAUAUUCGAAUUGAAUUUUCAGCUGACGAUUAUUUUGUGGAUUACAAGAACGGAGAACGUACUCAUCAGCUAUUAGUAGCUGAUCCCUUCGAUGACUGAUCUCGGGAUUGCUGUUAACUAGGGAUCAAUAUGUUUGUCCAAGCAAGACGUGAUGUCUUGAUUGUUUGUUGUCUCGACUCUCGAAGUGUGUUUGUCCAAACAAGACAUGUUGAUUUUUUGCUGUCCUUGCAUUCGGAUAUUAUAUAUGUAGUGUUCAUGGUCUUUGUGUUUCAAGCAUGCAAUAGUAUGCAUAUCUUCAAGAAUAUGAUUGUUAAUGUACUGU